Molecule: messenger RNA, 984 nt
Organism: Lampris incognitus (smalleye Pacific opah)
Lineage: Eukaryota; Metazoa; Chordata; Actinopteri; Lampriformes; Lampridae
Gene: hoxc11a
Product: homeobox C11a
Exons: 2
Coding region: 16-984 (322 amino acids)
Biological process (GO): anatomical structure development; regulation of transcription by RNA polymerase II
Cellular component (GO): nucleus
Molecular function (GO): DNA-binding transcription factor activity, RNA polymerase II-specific; RNA polymerase II cis-regulatory region sequence-specific DNA binding
Source: RefSeq, a predicted model, not a curated record
GGGCGCGAGAGAAAGAUGUUUAACUCGGUGAAUCUGGGCAACUUCUGCUCCCAGACGCGCAAGGACCGGACGUCCGAGUUUGGGGACAGGACGGGCUGCGCGUCUAACAUCUACCUCCCCAGCUGCACUUACUACGUCCCCGAGUUUUCCGCCGUCUCCUCGUUCCUUCCACAGGCCCCGUCGCGGCAGAUUAGCUACCCUUAUUCCACGAAUCUGUCUCAAGUGCAGCCGGUGCGGGAAGUUUCAUACGGCUUGGACCCUGCGAGUAAAUGGCACCACAGAAGCAAUUAUGCACCGUGCUAUUCAGGAGAGGAUCUGGUGCACAGAGACUGUCUUCCACCAUCCACCAUGACAGAAAUGCUUAUGAAGAACGAGAGUGUGUACAGCCACCACCAUCACCAUCCAGGCUCCAACCACCCCUCCACGGGAUUCUACUCCGGCGUGGGCAAAAACAACGUCCUCCCGCAAGGCUUCGACCGCUUUUUCGAGACCGCGUACUGCGGUGCGGACACUCAGUCAGACAAUUGUUUACAGAAGGGCGAGGCGAGCAAGCUGGAGACCGAGUCGCCGCCGCAGCAGCCGCAGCACCAGCAGCAGCAGCAGCAGCAGCAGCAGCAGACGACCGCCUCGAUACCCGGCGCCCAAGACCAGGAAAAGGACCCCGAGGAUGAGGAGGGACAUACGAACUCGGGCUCCUGCACGUCGUCGGCGACCAAGGACGGCAGCAGCAGCAAGAGCAGCAGCCACUCGAGCACCCCUCGUACAAGGAAGAAGAGGUGUCCCUACUCCAAAUUUCAGAUUCGGGAGCUGGAGCGGGAGUUCUUCUUUAACGUUUACAUCAACAAAGAGAAACGGCUUCAGCUUUCCCGAAUGUUGAACCUCACCGACCGACAGGUUAAAAUCUGGUUUCAGAAUAGGAGGAUGAAAGAGAAGAAGCUGAGCAGAGACCGUCUGCAGUACUUCUCCGGAAACCCCUUGUUGUGA